GCACUCCUUUGCCAUUGGGACCACAGGAGGCUACAAAGAACUGAAGAGCUAAGAUGUCGCGGAGUUGGUACUUGUGGGUUGCAGUUUGGGCCAUUUUGGCUGUAGCUACCGCUCAGCGCAGGGCCUUUGGCAGGAACAACAGGUGGGAACAAAACUGGAGCCAGAAGCAUUCAGCCUUCAAGACUUGGAAUUCACGACUGUACCCCAAGUGGAGAGAGGGAGAUGCCAGGCAGCACAAUUGCUGGCGAGGUGGUGAUGUAACAUUUGAUAUCAGCAAUGAUGCCCCAACCAUAACAGGUGCCAAAGCCACAUUCAGCAUUGUUGUACGCUUCCCUGGAAAUCAGACGGUGCUGCCGGAUGGACGCAUUGUCUGGAGCCAAAACUGUACCAUCAAUGGUACCACCCAUGUGACAGAAGGGGAACCUGUUUUCCCGGAUCAAGAUGCAGAAGCAUCCGACUGUUUCUUUCCGGAUGGGCAGCCUUUCUCCCCAAGUGACCGUGGGAAACGUGGCAAGUUUGUCUAUGUCUGGCAGACAUGGGGACGUUACUGGCAAAUAGUAGAUGGUUCCUCUUCCCUACUGACCAUUGACACGAGUGAUGUACCCCUCGGCUCCUAUACCAUGGAAGUGGAAGUCUAUCACUAUCGGGGGCGUGAGAAAUUCAUCCCUAUAGGUAGCACUUCAUCACAAUUCAGCAUCACUGACCAGAUCCCAUUCAUCGUGGACAUUGCACAAGUGCUCGAUGUAGACGGGGCUGAUGGCCGCUUUGUUCGCAACCGGGCAAUCUCCUUUGGUGUGAGGCUCCAUGAUCCAAGUCAAUACCUACGUGAUGCUGACAUCUCCUACUCCUGGGAUUUUGGUGAUGAGAGCGGGACCCUGAUUUCUCGGGCAGCCAUGGUUACCCAUACCUACCUCGCUGCGGGUACCUUCAGCCCUCGUGUGGUGCUCCAGGCUGCCAUCCCUCUGGCCUCUUGUGGAAGCACUUCAGAGGAGCCCCUCAUCAUCCCCACAACAGCUCUGGGUAGCACCACUGGUCAGGCUACCAUCCCCGUGACAGCUCCAAGUGCCACCACAGCCCAAGACCCCAGUGCCUUGCCCACAGGCACCAGCAUCCCUGGGACAAGCUCUGAGGGUGUUCAAACCUCUGCACUAACCUUUGUGACUUCAGCACUCCCAACUGAACAGCCACCGGUAUCUACAACCCAAGAAGCGGGUUCUUUGGCAACAGCAGCAGCAGCUGCCACUAUAGUCAGUGCUUUGCCAGAAGAAGCAGAUUUAGCUGUUGCAUCUGAAGAUCCUGCAACUGUUGUGUCUGCCACUUUGGAUGAAGGGGCUGCAGGCACUGAGGACCCUUCAGCUGUGACUACUGCCAUCCCCACAUCUCUCCCAGGCACCAUGGCACCAGCAAUAGCAUCCACUGCAGUAUCUGCAUCUUUGCCAAGCACUGUAGAGUCUGCAUCUUCAGUUACAGUGGCACUUGAGGAUGACCCAGACACUCUGGCACCCAUAGUUUUGUCUCCAGCAACAUCUGCAGCUGUGCUUCCUGGAGCAUUGACAACACUCUCUAGUCUGACUGACAUCCCUGUCUCUCCAGCAGCAGAUGCCACUGAAGACACAGCAACCAUCAAUCUGUCUGCAUCUGUCAUGCCUGAAACUGGAACAAUUGCAACCGAAGUUGUCCAGAUUGUGGUAAAACGCCAGGCACCAGCUGGCUGCCUGCUCUACCGUUAUGGGACCUUCGCCACUGAUCUGGACAUUGUCCAGGGCAUUGAAAGUGUGGAAAUUGUGCAAGUGGUACCACUGGUAUCAGCUGUUUCUGAAAACACGGUAGACCUCACUGUGACCUGCCAAGGAAGCCUUCCUGAUGAAGUCUGCACAACUGUUUCUGACCCUGAGUGCUUGAUGGCCCAGGAGACAGUGUGCAGCCCUGUCCAGCCUAGCCCUGACUGUCAGCUCGUUUUGCGCCAGGCCUUCAAUGAGUCUGGCCUCUACUGUGUCAACAUCUCUCUGGCUAAUGCCAAUAGCCUGGCUAUUGCUAGCACCCAAGUCAGCAUCCAAGCAGGAAGAAGUUCAGCCUCAGCUCAGAUAACACUAGUAUUUGGAGCAGUACUUGUUGCUGCUGCUUUGGGGGCUGUUGCCUAUACCUACAGACGAGUCAAAUAUAUCCCCCUACGUGCUGUGAUGUCUGCCGGAACCUCUCCCAGGAGCUGGUUGCCCGACCGUACUGCUGUACGCCUCUUCCUACGCCAGGCUUUUGGGCAUGGGGCCAGUGGGGAAAGCAGCCCACUGCUGAGUGGGAAUGUUAUCUAAACAUUGAGAUGAACGUCAAGGGACCCAUCAAGUCUUACCAACAACUGACCCAAUGUCUCAUGGAGCCCACACUGAGAAAAAGGAAAACAUCCUUCCUUUGCAAUCCUUCCCACUGCUAAAUUGACCUCCCCUGCAUUCCUGUUCUUUUCAUCCAAUUUCCAGCUAAGUAAAAAACAUGACUCCUU
Sceloporus undulatus (fence lizard) is the source of this 2494-nucleotide messenger RNA. It is a transcript of the gene PMEL, whose product is annotated as premelanosome protein. The transcript is spliced from 12 exons. Gene Ontology annotation, biological process: melanosome organization. Bases 54 to 2309 code for a protein of 751 amino acids. The record is from RefSeq and is a predicted model, not a curated record. Gene Ontology annotation, cellular component: melanosome. NCBI's taxonomy places the organism in Eukaryota, Metazoa, Chordata, Lepidosauria, Squamata, Phrynosomatidae.